GGCGCGGCACAGGCUGGCGCGGCACAGGCUGGCGCAGGGCGUGCGUCGCCGUCGCGGCCGGCAGAGGGAUUCUGGGUAACGGCCCCAGCCGGCUGGGGCGGCUGGCUCCGCGCAGUAGGUUCAGCUCACGCCAAGUCUGUUGGCAGUGGGGAUUGUAGGGCCGGGGGCAGCCGGACAUGGAGCAGCCGUGGCCGCCGCCAGGACCUUGGAGCCUCCCUCGGGCAGAAGGUGAGGCUGAGGAAGAGAGUGACUUGGACGUGUCCCCCGGUUCUCCUCGCUACCCGCAGCUGCCGGGAGGCGGCACCCAGAUGUAUAGCCAUGGAAUCGAAAUGGCUUGCCAAAAGCAGAAAGAGUUUGUGAAGAGCUCUGUGGCGUGCAAAUGGAAUCUCGCUGAAGCUCAGCAGAAACUUGGUAGCUUAGCACUGCAUAACUCUGAGUCCUUGGAUCAGGAACAUGCCAAAGCACAAACAGCAGUAUCAGAACUGAGGCAACGGGAAGAAGAAUGGCGGCAGAAAGAAGAGGCUCUAGUACAAAGAGAGAGAAUGUGUAUGUGGAACAUGGAUGCCAUUAGCAAGGAUGUUUUUAAUAAGAGUUUUAUUAAUCAAGAUAAAAGAGAAGAAACAGAAGAUGAAGAUAAAUCAAAAUCAUUUAUGCAGAAACAUGAGCAGAAAAUCAGACAUUUUGGUAUGUUAAGUCGAUGGGAUGAUAGUCAGAGAUUUUUGUCUGACCAUCCAUACCUUGUAUGUGAAGAAACUGCUAAAUAUCUUAUUUUAUGGUGUUUUCAUCUAGAAGCUGAACAGAAAGGGGCUCUGAUGGAACAAAUAGCACAUCAAGCAGUUGUAAUGCAGUUUAUUAUGGAAAUGGCCAAAAACUGUAAUGUGGAUCCAAGAGGAUGUUUUCGCUUAUUUUUCCAGAAAGCCAAAGCAGAGGAAGAAGGUUAUUUUGAAGCAUUCAAAAAUGAACUUGAAGCUUUCAAGUCAAGAGUAAGACUUUAUUCUCAAUCACCAAGUUUCCAACCUAUGACAGUUCAGAAUAAUGUUCCCCAUUCUGGUGUUGGAUCUAUAGGUUUAUUAGAAUCCUUACCACAGAAUCCAGAUUAUCUUCAGUAUUCUAUCAAUACAGCUCUCUGCAGUUUAAACUCAGUGGUACAUAAAGAUGAUGAUGAACCCAAAAUGAUGGACACUGUAUAAUUUGGUUAAGACUGCUGAAGCCAAGUGCUAUUUUGCUACAAGAAAGGAAGAACUUGGCUAUUUUCUUGACACUUUUAUGGGUGCUGCACUUUAUUUUUGUUCGGUUUUUGAUGGGAGGGAAUACAAAGAGUACUGAAACGUUUUGUAAAAUUUCUUUUAUGUGCUGCUAGGUUUUUUUGUUUUGUUUUUUUUUUGGAAGAGAGGAGUGGUACCAUAUGUUGCAAGAAGUCAAACUGGACUUUUUUUUGGUGGUUUUAGCUACUAAAUUUGCCUUUAAUCUUAUUGUUCUCAAUUUUGGAAUCAAAGUAUGAAAAUCUGCACAAAUGCAAUGUUUACAAGAACUGGUUGAUUCUAGGAGGCAUCUGCUACAGUCUUUUUAUAUGGAUAUGUACAUGUUCUACUCUACAAAAAUGAUUAAAGAUAAAAAUGUACUUGUAUCCUAUUGCUAAUUUAGCUGUCAAAUCUGGUGUUUCAUCAUAUUAAAAGCAAUAAAUCAGUAGUUGAUAAUCUA
Balaenoptera acutorostrata (minke whale) is the source of this 1701-nucleotide messenger RNA. RefSeq names its product cell division cycle 37 like 1, HSP90 cochaperone (gene CDC37L1). Gene Ontology annotation, cellular component: cytoplasm. The transcript is spliced from 7 exons. The record is from RefSeq and is a predicted model, not a curated record. Gene Ontology annotation, biological process: protein stabilization; protein folding. Gene Ontology annotation, molecular function: heat shock protein binding; protein-folding chaperone binding. Bases 177 to 1190 code for a protein of 337 amino acids. NCBI's taxonomy places the organism in Eukaryota, Metazoa, Chordata, Mammalia, Artiodactyla, Balaenopteridae.